AAGUGUUAUGUUGUGCUCUUUCUCUGAACAAACUCGUUUUUGCAUUUCCCAGAUCUCUUUCUUUCAUUCAUAGCAACAGCAGCGGAAGAAGAAGAAGAAGAAGCUUCUAUACACUCAGAAAGAGAAGGUAUUCGAGAUGGGUUGCAGAAGCAGGGAAUUGUUCACAGAGGAUCACACUUCUUCUUCUUCUUCAUCUUGGGCAUCAUUUAACGAGGCCUUGCUCUUCGCCACCAUGUGCAUCAUUGGUCUCCCAGUUGAUGUUCACGUUAAGGAUGGUUCUGUGUAUUCUGGAAUCUUCCACACUGCUUCUGUUGACGCCGAUUAUGGUAUUGUUUUGAAGAAAGCAAGGAUGAUUAAGAAGGGAAAGGGAAACACCAAUGUGGGAAAGGAGGGCUUGGUAGAUACGCUAGUGAUUCUACCAGGUGAUCUUGUGCAAGUUGUUGCUAAGGGAGUAAUGCUUUCUGCAGAUGGCAUUGAUGGAAAUAUAACUGGUGAUGAUGAGGAAGCAGUUGUGCACAGUGUUUGUUGUUCCGAGAGUCUUUCAUGUGAGAUAGGGAAUCAUACAAGACCUUUGAUGGAUGCAGAACAGUUUAAUCAAUCAAGACAGGAUGGAGAAGACAAGUCAAAAGGGAAAGCUGAUGACUGCAGACAGAAAUCUGAGUUUGUUAACGGAAAAAUUGAUGAAAAGAUUCAAAGCCUCAAUUCAAGCCAUGAAAGUGAGUCAGUUGAUGCAUGUCUUGUCCAAGUGGAAGCUAUUGAGCAUGGAAGCACAGAUAUGACAUCAAGUCCUUCUAAUAAUGGGCUAUUCUGCAACAAUGUACCUGUGCCUGUUAAAGCCAACAGUCGGUGUAAUGAAAGGUCUACUUCAGCAGACUCUGCUUCUACAAAUUCCACCCAAGGUGUGGAUCUCAUCUCAGAGUCACAUAAUUUGCCAGCAAAAUCUGUUGAAAUAUCUGCUCCAAGGGGUACACAUUCUUCCAGAAAUGCUAAGGAAUUUAAGCUCAACCCAGCAGCCAAAAUCUUCUCUCCAUCUUUUGUAAAUCCUUCUUCAACAACUGCUGCAAACAUGGUUUACAUACCAAAUAGCUCACCUCCGGUACCUGUUACUACUGUUCAACCAGAAGUUGGAUUCAAUACUUUUGCUUCUCGACCUUCGGUGCCUGUUAAGGUUGCACAUUAUAGUAAUUUGACAGUGGGAAAUGGUGGCAGUGGUUCUCAAUUUUCACAACCUAUUGUUGGACCACUGGCACAUAGGGCACCUCCCGUACGGUAUGCUACACAUUACACUCCUGUUUUGUCUGAACAUGCUUAUUUGCAGCCAAGCUCUCCUGCCGUUGCGGUUGGACGCUCCGGGCAGUUGAUCUAUGUUCAUCCAGUUUCGCAUGAUUCGAGUACGGGGAAGACGAUUGGAGCGGGCAUUGAGUCACGAGGUCUCUACUAUCUGAUUGCACCACCUUCUCCAGUAGCCUGUUCUCUCACAGAGUCUCCUGAGCUAAUUCACAGCCGUCUGGGUCAUCCAAGCCUCUCCAAGCUUCGGCAUAUGGAUUUGAUUCACGGUACAACGGCUAUCUCAACAGUCUCAGCUCGCCCUAUGUUGAAUCAUGUACAAUUUCCAAAGCAGCAAGCAGGAGGAGGCACAGUUGGUCAAGCAAUGCCAGUUUGUGUGGCCCCACCUGUCCUAACAAGUGGGCAGCAACCCUUUGCACUUCAAAGCCACAUUCCACUUUUGCAACCUGGCUUUCCUGUAACAAGACCUGUUUCAGUCCCAGGACCAAAUGGUUUCUAUGGCACUAAGUUUUCGUGAAAACACGCUCAUUCAUACAGAUUCUAGUAAUCAAGAUAUGGAAUCAUUAUUCUAAAUUAAAUUGGAAUAUAAUGGAGAACACAAGGGACAUUGAUGGUUAGAUGAUGUUGUCAACAAAGGCAAAUGGAGGGCACUCACAGUGAUACGAGUAUGCUAGCAGCUAUAGUGAUAAAAAGUUGCUUGCUAAGGCUUAGAUCCAAUGCAAAUUGAUCUGAUUAUUGAUCCAAUAGAUGAUGAUGUCAUGGACCCAAAUGCUGAUGUCGUGAUUGAGAUAAUUGAAGAAAAGGUCAAAACAGACAAACCUUGGUGGAAAGAGAUGUAUGGUGAGGUCCACGCAGAAGAAAGGAAAGCUCUCGACUUGUCCAUUAGUAUCGACACUACUGAUGAUGUUUAGAAGUA
This is a messenger RNA of Gastrolobium bilobum, 2203 nucleotides long. RefSeq lists its product as uncharacterized. Gene Ontology annotation, molecular function: RNA binding. Gene Ontology annotation, biological process: cytoplasmic stress granule assembly. Lineage: Eukaryota; Viridiplantae; Streptophyta; Magnoliopsida; Fabales; Fabaceae. Bases 137 to 1804 code for a protein of 555 amino acids. Gene Ontology annotation, cellular component: cytoplasmic stress granule. The transcript is spliced from 13 exons. The record is from RefSeq and is a predicted model, not a curated record.